AUGCCUACAACGAUACGAAGCAGAAGCUCGGCAAACAGCACUUCCAGCCGGUCUUCUAGUCAUGAGUCUUUUGAGUCUAUGAGCUCAGUCCCCACCACCGUCAGCACCUCCCCUAUGCCUUCUCUAGUCAAGACGUCUGCCGCGAGCGGCCGCAAGGUCGAGAUCGGUGUCGACUACGACUACGUCUACGAGUCUGGUGAAGAGGACCUCUCCCCAGCGACCAACUGCUGCGCCCGCGCCUCGGUCGACACGUACGCCUCGACCACGGUGUCCGAGGAGGACCUUUCAAGCGAGUCGGACCACUCGGCCGAGUACGAGUACCAGGACAUCCCGCCUCUGCCGCUAUACCGUGGCGACAUUGUCGAGCCCAAUGUCCGGCCCUCGAACCCGCAAGACUUUGCCAAACUGUUCCCGAGCAUGAACCGCUUGUCGAUAAGGCACGACGAGUUCACGCCAGAUGGAAACAUGAACCUGCGGGUCGACACUGCCGUGCCCAGGAGACGGCAUACCGUGCAGCUCUUCCACCUGCGCAUGUACGACCUCGCCAAGCGCGAGUUCUCGCUGAGGCGGUACUGCAGGGAGUCGGGUCGAGAGGUGUGCAACUCGAAGAGAAAGUACGUCGAGCCCGCCUCCGAGAGCCGGCCCAACCUGCAGCGGUCCAUGAGCAGCGCCAUCAAGACGCUCGGCGGCAAGCCCGGCUUCAAGCGCACCAACUCGGGCGGCUCCGUGUUCUCCAACAACUCGCCAACCGGCACCAAGCGGCCCACAACCUCGCACUCGUCCAGCAGCGACGGAUUCGACGACUUCUCCUCGGAGCACCACUCUAUUGCCAGCGCCAACGAGAGGAAGUCGCGCCCGAUGCCGACCAACACAAUCAAGCUCGAAUUCAGCAACUACGCACGCGUCGACGUGACCCGCCGCGGUGGCAAGAACGCGAAACGGUACGAGUUUGAGUGGUGGGGCCACAGGUACUCGUGGAAGAGGGUCAUCGAGAAGCACACCGGGAUCGUCAGCUUCCACUUGCUGCGGGACGGGAAGGAGGGCGCCUCGAUCGCGCAUAUCGUGCCCGAGACCAGGUCACCGAACCAGAUUAGGACGGACGACGAGGCUGGCGGGUGGGUGCCCCCCUGCCACAUGUGGUUCACCGACGAGGCUGUCCUCAACGCCCGCACCGACGUUGCCGACGUUAUCAUCGCCACCGGUCUGAUGGCCCUGGUCGACGACUGCAUCAAGGAGAAGUGGCAGGUCAAGAAGAGCCACCGCAUCCCAGUGCCGCUGACCAACAAGUCCUACGACGUCGGCGCGCUCAUGCAGCACGUCUUCAGCCGUCGCAACUCGGCAGAGCAGCGCGGCGCAAGCCCUCUUCAGUAUGCCAAACCAAUCUCUGCCUGCUAG
Molecule: messenger RNA, 1395 nt
Organism: Thyridium curvatum
Lineage: Eukaryota; Fungi; Ascomycota; Sordariomycetes; Thyridiales; Thyridiaceae
Exons: 2
Coding region: 1-1395 (464 amino acids)
Source: RefSeq, a predicted model, not a curated record